GCAUUGUGGGUGAUAUACACCUCUGAGUGAACAUGUUGUUGACUUGCUCCCUCAGCCCUCCGAGGGUCGAUCUCACCAAGUUCACUUCAGUUUUUCAGACAAUUGGAAGGACACUUGGAUUGUAAGGACAGUGCCGAGGGGAAGUCUACGAGGGCAUGUUGAACGACUAUUGAAACGCAGCGCGAACUCGCUCACUGGCGUCUUUCUUCUUCUUUACAAAUGUCCCACUCAACGCUGCAUCUGCCGCCAUCCUCAGACCUUGUGACAAUGGCUGACAUCCCUGGAGGAUUCACUGAGACAAGGAAUGCCACUGAGGAAAUUCAGAAGAUUUGUGAUCAGGUGACGUGCCAAGUGGAAGAUAAGACAAAGAAGAAAUAUGUGGAAUUCAGAGCAGUUAAAUACAGAAGUCAGGUUGUGGCUGGAGUAAACUACCUCGUCAAGGUUAAUGUGGGAGGAUGCAGUUACCUUCAUCUGAAAGUCUUCCAAAACCUGCCAUGUUAUGGAGGAGAGAUUGUGCUGCGUGGUGUACAGGAGGACCAUCAUGAAGAAGAUCCCAUCGUACCUUUCUAAUGUGAUCACACAGCCUGUUUCAACUGCUCACUGCCUCCAGCCACAUAAUGAAAUUCACUGCUUCUUUCUCCUGUUAUAAUUAUACACAGUAGUAUUCCUUUACAAUAAUGUUAUAGGCAGUGUUUCAUUUCCAAUGUAUCAACACACAUACAGUAUGUGAGGAUAUUCAGCUUUGGAAGUGAGAAAGUUGAAUUAACUAUUUUGUAAAGGAAUAAUAAAGAAUGCAUCAGAAAAUGAGGUUCAUUGUGAUUUUUAAUUGCAAGUGCUGCGUGUCAGUGAAGUCAGAUUUCUUGCAGGCCAUGUGAGUACUUGGUUAGAAAACAAUGUGGGACAACAAAAUGUCACAGAUAUGCCAGGCCUCAUAAGCACACCAGUCACCUCAGUAUGUGUCCGACCGUGUUCACACGUAGGACUCUACAUGCCGCUUGGUAUAACAACCCUGUGUCUGCUCUCUCCAGCGAUCCCCGUCCUCCACGCUUCAGUCUCACCAUACCCACUCUGUAUUUGGUUGUACUCCAAUAAAGUGCAAUCUUGUUCAA
Molecule: messenger RNA, 1109 nt
Organism: Siniperca chuatsi (mandarin fish)
Lineage: Eukaryota; Metazoa; Chordata; Actinopteri; Centrarchiformes; Sinipercidae
Product: cystatin-A1-like
Exons: 4
Coding region: 220-570 (116 amino acids)
Cellular component (GO): cytosol
Molecular function (GO): cysteine-type endopeptidase inhibitor activity
Source: RefSeq, a predicted model, not a curated record